Messenger RNA from Homo sapiens (human), 9632 nucleotides. RefSeq names its product ERCC excision repair 8, CSA ubiquitin ligase complex subunit (gene ERCC8). Gene Ontology annotation, biological process: response to auditory stimulus; protein ubiquitination; response to UV. Bases 455 to 1471 code for a protein of 338 amino acids. The record is from RefSeq and is marked reviewed. Gene Ontology annotation, cellular component: nuclear matrix; chromosome; perikaryon. The transcript is spliced from 13 exons. NCBI's taxonomy places the organism in Eukaryota, Metazoa, Chordata, Mammalia, Primates, Hominidae.
AGUCCCGCCCCUGAGCUCUGUCAUGGCGACGUCCAGUGCUCCAGCCGGUGUGAGGACACGAUAUGCUGGGGUUUUUGUCCGCACGCCAAACGGGUUUGGAGGACCCUCUUCGCCUUCGGAGAGCAGAGUCAACACGGAGAGUUUUGGGACUGGAAUUAAAUAAAGACAGAGAUGUUGAAAGAAUCCACGGCGGUGGAAUUAACACCCUUGACAUUGAACCUGUUGAAGGGAGAUAAAAUGAAGCUUCUUAUCCAAGAUGCUCAAGGAAAUAAAAUGUGAGUCAAGGAUUUUAUAUCCAGCCAAACUGAUUUCAGAUACAAAAAGGACGGAUAAAUUGUCAACAACACAAGAAUUCAGAGACUGUUGUUCUCAUUAGCCAUUCCUUAGGAAUCAACCAGAGAAUGAAAUCAUUCAACCAGAAUGACAAGAGAGACAGCAACUUAAGGAUUGACGCAUGUUAUCAGGUGGUUCAGAUGGUGUGAUUGUACUUUAUGACCUUGAGAACUCCAGCAGACAAUCUUAUUACACAUGUAAAGCAGUGUGUUCCAUUGGCAGAGAUCAUCCUGAUGUUCACAGAUACAGUGUGGAGACUGUACAGUGGUAUCCUCAUGACACUGGCAUGUUCACAUCAAGCUCAUUUGAUAAAACUCUGAAAGUAUGGGAUACAAAUACAUUACAAACUGCAGAUGUAUUUAAUUUUGAGGAAACAGUUUAUAGUCAUCAUAUGUCUCCAGUCUCCACCAAGCACUGUUUGGUAGCAGUUGGUACUAGAGGACCCAAAGUACAACUUUGUGACUUGAAGUCUGGAUCCUGUUCUCACAUUCUACAGGGUCACAGACAAGAAAUAUUAGCAGUUUCCUGGUCUCCACGUUAUGACUAUAUCUUGGCAACAGCAAGUGCUGACAGUAGAGUAAAAUUAUGGGAUGUGAGAAGAGCAUCAGGAUGUUUGAUUACUCUUGAUCAACAUAAUGGGAAAAAGUCACAAGCUGUUGAAUCAGCAAACACUGCUCAUAAUGGGAAAGUUAAUGGCUUAUGUUUUACAAGUGAUGGACUUCACCUCCUCACUGUUGGUACAGAUAAUCGAAUGAGGCUCUGGAAUAGUUCCAAUGGAGAAAACACACUUGUGAACUAUGGAAAAGUUUGUAAUAACAGUAAAAAAGGAUUGAAAUUCACUGUCUCCUGUGGCUGCAGUUCAGAAUUUGUUUUUGUACCAUAUGGUAGCACCAUUGCUGUUUAUACAGUUUACUCAGGAGAACAGAUAACUAUGCUUAAGGGACAUUAUAAAACUGUUGACUGCUGUGUAUUUCAGUCAAAUUUCCAGGAACUUUAUAGUGGUAGCAGAGACUGCAACAUUCUGGCUUGGGUUCCAUCCUUAUAUGAACCAGUUCCUGAUGAUGAUGAGACUACAACAAAAUCACAAUUAAAUCCGGCCUUUGAAGAUGCCUGGAGCAGCAGUGAUGAAGAAGGAUGAAUAUCAUCUUUAGUACCUUUUUGUCUCUGCUGAAACUUUUUAAAUGAGACUGUGUUUUUUUCAACUGUAUGGUCUAUUCCUGACAGCUAAAUUAGCCCUAAAUGUGGGUAAUAUUUUUCCUCAUGUUUUAAAAUGAGGUUAAUAUUUGCAUAAAAUCCUAAAACAGACUUCUGUAUAGUUUAUUUAGUCAAAAUGUGUUCCUUGAUCCCAGAUGUUGUGGCCUGGGAAAGCCCUCAUUGCUACAGUACAAGUAACACAAGUCGUUGUACCUCAGUUGUGACCUUCAGCAGAUUUUAUGAACUAUAAGAUGCAGUCUCAGAGGAUCAGCAAGUGGAGGCCAUCAGUAUUGACUUUCUCUUACUUGCUGUACUAUCAGCCUGCUCGUUUCCACCUUUAAGAAUGAUUUUGCCAAGAAUGAUUAUAUCAAAAAUAGUAGUUGAAAUGGUAACAUCAAAAUUAUUUUAUUCUUUCUUCUUCAUGUAUUCACAUUUUUCAGUGGUUUCAUUUAAUUAACCAUGCUUUAUGUUAAACAUUUUGGGGCUCAAUGUCUCCUACUAUCCAAAAUGUGCAUCACAGGAGGCUUUUAACUUUGUGAAAAUCCCAUGUUUGCUUUAUUUUAUUUUAAUGUCAGAAGGCAGUUUGCGCUAAUGCUUGAACUCUUUUUCUGUGAAACUCAUUAAGGUAUGACCAAAUCCUGCCUCAUUAAUUCAAGCAGAAAAUAUCCUGGCAGGGAAUCUGGCUUAAACAUGAAAUGCUGUAAUAAAAUUUCUAUGUUAUUGUCUCCGUCUGUGUCAACCCACACGUGAUUAUCAUGAAGGUAAUCUUAAUUUUCCCUUCCUGAUCCUUACCAGCAGUAGACUAGUAAAUGAGGCUUUUAUGAGCUUGAAUACCAAAAGUAAACAGUUGUUGAGGGUUUUUUGUUUUUUUGUUUUUUUCCUGAGAUGGAGUUUCACUCUGUCGCUCAGGCCGGAGUGCAGUGUUUUGAUCUCAGCUCACUGCAACCUUCACCUCCCAGGUUCAAGCAAUUCUCCUGCCUAAGCCUCCUGAGUAGCUGGGAUUACAGGCUCCCGCCACUGCGCCCGGUUAAUUUUUUUGUAUUUUCAGUAGAGAUGGGGUUUCACCAUGUUGGCCAGGCUGGUUGCGAACUGCUGACCUCAAAUGAUCCACCCGCCUCGGCCUCUCAAAGUGCUGGAAUUAUAAGCUUGAGCCACUGCACCCAGCCAGUUGUUGAGUUUUUAAGUGUAUAAGGGUUAGACCUCCUAUCAGACCUUUCCAGCUAAAUGUUUUCCAAACACUUGCUUUUACAAUUGAUUUUUUUUUCCAAUUGGCAGAUAAAAUUGUAUGUAUUUACCAUGUACAACAUACUGUUUUGAAGCAUAUAUACAUUAUAGAAUGACUAAAUCUAGCUAACUGACAUAUGCCUCACAUGGUUACCAUUUUGUGGUAAGAACACUUUACAUCCAUUCUCUUAUUUUUCAAAAUUAAUAGUAAUCUUGUAAUUGUAACUAUAGUUACUAUGUUGUGCAAUAGGUCUCUUGCACUAAUUCCCCCUUUUUAACUGAAAUUUUGUAUCCUUUGACCAAUGUUUCUCCAACAACCCUAGCUCCUGGUAACCACCAUUCUACUCUCUACUUCUAUGAGAUCAGCUGUUUGUGUAUAUGUACUACAUUUUCUUUAUCCAUUCAACCAUUGACAGAUGCUUAGGUUGAUACCAUAUCCUGGCUAUUGUGAAUAAUGCUGCAGUGAACCUGGUAGUGCAGAUAUCUCUUUGACAUACUGAUUUCAUAUCCUUUGGAUAUAAGCCCAGUAUUAGGAUUGCUGGAUCAUAUGUAGUUCUAUUUUUAACUUUUUGCAGAAACUCCAUACUGUCUUCCAUAAUGGCUGUACUAAUUUACAUUCCUACCAAGAAUAUGCAAGAAUUCCUUUUUCUUCACAAUAAUGCAAGAAAUCCUUUUUCUUCACAUCCUUGCCAACACUUGUUAUCUUUUGUGUUAUUGAUAGUAGCCAUUCUAACAGGUGUUAGGUGGUAUCUCGUUGUUUUAAUUUGCAUUUCCCUGGUGACUGCUGAUGUUGAUAAUUUUUUCAUAUAUCUGCUGGCCAUUUGCAUGUCUUCUUUUGAGAACUGUCUUUUCAGGUUCUUUGCCCAUUUUUAAAUGGGUUGUUUUCCUGCUAUUGAGUUCCUUAUGUAUUUUGGAUAUUAACCCCCUAUCAGAUCUAUAGUUAAUAUUUUUUCUCCAUUCUGUAGGUUGUCUCUUCACCCUAUUAAUUGUUUCCUUUGCUGUGCAGAAGCUUUUUAGUUUCAUGUAAUUUCAUUUCUGUACUUGUGCUUUUGUUACUGUGCUUUUGAGAUCGUAUCCAAAAAAAUCAUUGCCCAGACCAAUGUCAUGGAGCAUUUUCUCCAUGUUUUCUUCUGAUAGUUUCAAAUCAUUGAUUUAUUAAGCCCAGGCCAUUCUACUUUCAAUCUUGUCCCCUUGGUGAGGAUGCAUUUGACCUUUGAAAAAGCUAGUUUGAAAAAGCUAUUGGCCGGGCACGGUGGUUGUAAUCCUAACACUUUGUGAGCUGAGACAGGCAGAUCACUUGAGCUCAGGAGUUCAAGACCAGCCUGGGCAACAUGGCAAAACCUCGUCUCUAAAUAAAAAAUACAAAAAUUAACCAAGUGUGUUGUGCACACCUGUAGUCCCAGCUACUUGGGAGACUCAGGCUGGGGAAUCACUUGAACCUGUAAAGUCACGGCUGCAUUGAGCCAAGAUCGUGUCACUACACUCCAGCCUGGGUGACAUGGCGAGACCUUGUGUCUCCCAAAAGAAAAAGAAAAGAAAAGCUAUUAAAAUUGGAAAUUUAUUUUUAAGAAAAAGGAAGUCUGCUUCCAAACUGCAAGUAACUGUUUUACUUACUUCUAGUUAUAUAGAUAUAUAGGCUCAUUAUAAAUAAUUCAAACAACAUAAAAAUCUAAAAAGGAAGGUAGUGGUCACCUGGAAUUAUAAUACCAUAAGGUAACCACCACUAACAUUUUCAUGGUCAUUCUUCAUGAAUCUCUUAUGAUACAUAUAAUUUUACAUAAUGGGAUGUUCAACAAGCUGUUGUUAUAAACACCCCUCUCUUUCCACAUUAGUACCACAUUCCCCAGUCCUUACCCCUGCUGCCACAAACCAAGUUAUUAACCUAGACUGUGUUCUUUCAUAUUGCAAUCCUAUAUAUAUCUAUGCAGACAUAUAGGGGAUGUAUUUUUAUUUUGCAGAACUGGGAUAUACAAAGUUUUUAAAUUAUAUUUUGCAGUUACAGCUUAUAUAAAUCCCUCUCUGUCAUUUGUUAUAACAAAGUUAUUCUUUUUGUUAACUGCAUCAUACUGCAUUUUGUGAAUGUCCCCCAGUUGUUUUCAGCUGGUCCCCUGUUCAAGGCUACAUGUUUAUUAGUGAAGACUUGGAACUGUACUAUAUUUUUCUUGGUAUAUUUUGGUGUACAAUUUGUACAAUUUAGUUGUUGAAUAUCAUCUUUUUUUUCCCCUCUGAAAUGAUAGUUUAGCUGGGUAUACGAUUUUUGGGUUGUAGUCCUUUUGUUUUGUUGGUCUAUAGAUAUUGUGCCCACUUUUUUCUAGCUUCUGGUAUUGCAGUUGAGAAUUCCAAAGCCACUUUGGUUUUUUUUCCCUUUGUAGGGAAUUCAUUCGUUACAGCUGGAAGCUUGUAAACUGAGGUUUAAAAGAAAAAAGUAAAAACUUACAGUUUCUUAAUCUCGUCAAGAAAUCUGAUGUCUUUUUUUAUUCUCUUCCGUCACUUCUUAGACUUCUUGGGAGCUCUUUCAAUGAAGGUCCAAACCUUUUCUCAGCUCAGGUAUAUUUUCUUCUAAUAUUUGUCUAAUUGUUGCUUCUCCUUUUUCCUUCUUCUUUUUUGGAUUAUCUAAAAAUUGCAUGUAACUGACCUCUCUAUGUUUCUUCCUUUCUUCCCUUUUUUUUUUUUGAGACAAAAUCUCAUUCUGUCACCCAGACUAGAGGGCAGUGGCGCCAUCUCAGCUCACUGCAACCUCCGCUUCCCAGGUUCAAGCAAUUUUCCUGCCUCAGCCUCCCAAGCAGCUGGGAUUACAGGUGCCCACCACCACGCCUGGCUAAUUUUUUUUUUUUUUUUUUUUUUUUUUUUUUAGCAGAGGUGGGGUUUCACCAUGUUGGCCAGGCUGGUCUUGAACUCCUGGGCUCUAGUGAUCCACCAGCCUCGGCCUCCCAAAGUGCUGGGAUUUACAGGCGUGAGCCACCGUGCCGGGCCUGACUUCGACUUCUCUUUCAUUGUCUUAUCUUUUCGUUUCUCCUUGCCCUUUUUGUUUUGUUUUGUUUCAAUUCUUAGAACUGUAGUUGGCAUGUAGUAGGUGCUUAAUAAUUACUUGUUUUGUUGUUUCUGUCCUAUACUUUGAGAGUUUGUGUUUGAUAUUCAAGGUUACUAAUUCAGGCCUGACUGUGAUAAUUAGGGGAGACUUUUGAUUAUUGUUUUAUUCCCCUCCCCACCCUAAACCCUUGUUUUGUUUUGUUUUGUUUUGUUAAGCACUUGCAAAAAUAUAGUGGAGAAAUAUGGGAGGCUUCCACUUGAAACUUUUUAAUAAUUGUUUAUUCAACUGGUAUUUGUCAACCCUUAUUCACAUUGUAUAUCAAUGAAUCUAUUAUGAAGGCAGCGAUCAUGUAUAACUUCUCUCCAGUGCCUUGUACAUUUUAUAUGUUUUCCUUUCACGCUGUCUUGGCUGUCCUUUCGUCACCUAAGGUACUUAUAUUCUGCCAUAUUUCAAAGAAUACUUAGGCCAUUUGUUCACUUCACUUUGAUUCCAUUUUUAACUAGUCAUUAUGGUACACCUAUGAAAUGCCUAGUUUUAAAAAAAUAUGUAGAAAUAAUAAAUGCACAUUUUAUUAACAUAGCCAUAAAUCUAUUUUUAACCAGAAGCCUAAAAAAUCACAUCGUAGAUCAGCUUGACCUCUCUUUUAAACUUGCUACCAUGCCUUUACUUUAGAAUUAAGGGAACACCUUAAUAGAGAAAAAAAGUUAUCCCAUGAACUGAAGUGUUCCUUGUGUCCAGUUUAUACUAAAAAGCCCCAUUUAAAAUAGAUUUUAAAACCUUUAAAAAAUUCUCUAAAGACAAAACCUUAAACUGUACCAAUUAUAAUAAUAGAUAAAGUAAUUUCAAAACGAAGCUCUUCAGUAAGAGACACAUAGGUUUGUAGAGCUCAGUAUUGGUGAGAGACACACCAUUAGCUUUAUUAUUUAAAAUCGAAAUGAGACAGUGGUAGAAAAAUAUUGCAUCAGCAAACUAAUCUCAAUUAUUUUUCAAAGCAAAAUCACUAUUUCACAAUGGAAAGGAAAACCUCAAAUUAGGUACUUAAAUAAGGGCUACACAGUUUUCAUUCAGAAAUAUUUCAUUACUGUUGAGUAAUAUACUAAUACUUUGUUAUUUCUAUAAAAAUGAUAUAACUACUGAAGACUAGAGAAGCUAAAGACGUUUCUGUGAAUUCUAUAAUUUUUAUAAACAAAUACUUUGGUAAAUUUCCAUUUUUUUAAUUUAAUGUUUUCCAUGUUCAGGUGCUAAUUAUUGAGCCCGAACUAAAAAACUUAUCACUAAAGCAGUAAACUUAAAAUCACUCUAACUAUGCCAGAAAUGGAAUGGCAAGCCUAGCACAAUUAGAAUAUUGCCUGUCGAAAAAUAUAGCAGGGAAAGCUAAUUACAGAAAGGAAAACAAUCACUUUGCUUUCUAUUGUAAUGAAUUUCUGGACAUCGGAAGGUUAAAUCUAGGGCUCAGGAUAGUGCUAGUUCUUCUGUUUUAAUUCUGGAAAAGUAUUAAAUUCAGGGAAGAAAACUAACGAAGUUUAAUCAUAAACAUUUUUUCUUCUUUGCAAAGAAUAUGUGUGUAGUUCUUAAUGUGCUACCUAGAAUCACUGUUGUAAACCUCCUGGGUGCUUAGAAUUAUUACAAAUCAUUUAUUAUAAUACAAAUUUUUCUAUCUUGCUAGCUCUAUCAGCAACAUCCUCAGAUACAGAAGGCAUACUUCUUUUGCUGCCAUGUGGCUUCUUGUUUUUUGUUUUUAUUAAAAGUAAUCACAAAAACUGCAAUUACUUUUGCACCAACCUAAUAAUUAGACAAUUAAAAUUUCAAAGGAAGGGGGUAAAAUUAAAGAACUAUGUUGCGACCUCUCUUAGUUCUCUGUGUGUAGGACUUUUCAGGUGCCCAAUGUCCUCUUGACUGACCACUCCUCAUGAAGAUACUGGUAAACUUUGUGCUAGUGGAUUGAUAACCGCUCUCCGAGUUCAUGCUCUUCUGAGGUCUAGAAAGAAAUGGGUGUCUCUGUCCCAACCUGGUUAGUUAUUCUGUCUCUAAAAACACAAUUAAGUCAAUGUUAAGACUAAGUUCAUUAAGCUGCUCGUGUUUUUAUGCCUUGACAGUUUGUUAAUGGUGGUUGCAUAAGUUUUACAGAACUAGUUUCGUCUUGUUGCCCAGGCUGGAGGGCAAUGGUGUGACCUCAGCUCACCGCAACCUCCGCCUCCUGGGUUCAAGCGAUUCUCCUGCCUCAGCCUCCCAAGUAGCUGGGAUUACAGGCAUGCGCCACCAUGCCUGGCUUAUUUUGUAUUUUUAGUAGAGACAGGGUUUCUCCAUGUUGGUCUGGCUGGUCUCGAACUCCUGACCUCAGGUGAUCUGCCCGCCUUGACCUCCCAAAGUGCAGGGAUUACAGGCAUGAGCCACCGCGGCCAGCCUGUAGUCAGCUCUUUAAGGCAACAAUUUAUUGGCUCAGGUGACUGGCACAAGCCAGUUUUCUUUUGUUCAUUUCAUCCAUUGUGGCAAGGAUUAGCAACAGUACUAAAUGAGAGCUUGUCAACACCUUCUGUAAAAACACCACCAGGAGCAGGAGAGCUGCUUCUCCCAUGUGGCUCAAACACUUAAUUCCAGCUUCUCUACACCCUGCAUGAUGGUAUCAUCCACUAUUGUGUAAAUCUGUAUAUUUUCUAAAUAAAUACACUGUUCAAACUUAUGCUAAAACAAAGAACAUUCCUAAUAAGUCUUUGAGAACUGAGUUAUUAACUUUUAUUGUAAUAUUCUAAUGGUUUCUUACAUAUAUAUGCAAAAUUCAGAGUAUUAUGGAAAAAGUUAUUAGAAUAACUCAGUGAUGAUCACUAUGGACAUUAAAGAAUGGUAAGAUUAUUUUUUUCAUUGUAAUGGCUUUAUAAAGAAAUAAGGCCAGGCGCAGUGGCUCACACCUGUAAACCCAGCACUUUGGGCAUCAGAGGCAGGAGAAUGGCCUGAACCCUGAAGGCGGAGGUUGCAGUGAGCCGAGAUCGCCCCACUGCACUCCACCCUGAGUGACAGAGCAAGACUCUGUCUCAAAAAAAUGAAAAGAAAAAGAAAUAACAGUGGACUGGAAAUCAAAAGUCCUGAGUCUGUCUUAGGUCACUACCAAGGAAACAUAUACAUUUGGAUAUUUUUUUUCCUUCUUUUUUCAUUGGUUAAAAAUGAAGGAAGGGCUGGGCAUGGUGGCUCACGCCUAUAAUCCCAGCACUUUGGGAGGCUGAGGUGGAUGGAUCACGAGGUCAGGAGAUCGAGACCAUCCUGGCUAACAUGGUGAAACCCCGUCUUUACUAAAAAUACAAAAAAAAAAUUAGGCGGGCACUUGUAGUCCCAGCUAUUUGGGAGGCUGAGGCAGGAGAAUGGCGUGAACCCCGGAGGCAGCGCUUGCAGUAAGCCGAGAUUGCGCCACUGCACUCCGGCCUGGACAAGAGAGCGAGACUCCAUCUCAAAAAAAAAAGGAAGGGGACAGAAAACUGGAAUAGAAAAUUAUUAAGGUUCAUUCCUGCUCUAAAAUCACAAAUCAUCAUAUUUUCUAAAGCAUUUAAAAAUGGUAUGCAUAAAUAAUUAGAGGCUUAGGUUCUAAACUAAUUAUAAUUAAAGUUCAUUGAAGGCAGAGGUAGAGUGUCAUUAUAAAAGUUUUAUGAAUUGUCUUAAUACUGAGUGAACACUCAAAUUCUAAUGGAAUGAAUUUUGCCUGAAUUACACUUUUAAAGCAAAGUUUCCAUGUGAAUUAUUAUGGAGCCAUCAUUGAUUACCUAUUUGAUUUUGCAAGUUUAUUCAUUUGUAGAACGGGAAUAAAAUACACCUUACAAAGUUGUAAGAAUAAAUGAAAUAAAGUUCUGAAAUAUAAGAAUCA